GAGAGAGAGAGAGAAAGAAAAAAAAAAUCGACCACCACGGGACUACUUCACAAGACUCAUCACCAUCAUCCCGCACGGCACAGUGUUCAUGGCGGAGAAACCAGGAAGCGGUGGCGACGCGGACACGCAGCGCGAGCUCGCCGCCGGCACCGGCUCGUGCUCUGGAUCGGUAUCGGUGUCGAACGGCGAUUGUGGACUCGCGCCGCCAGAGCUGGCUGGAUCGACCGGAGCGGACAACGCAUCAGAGUGCAAACCUGGAAUACCAAGAAAGGCCAGCAUCAUCAAGGAUGGCUCAAGACAGCGCAAAGAGAGAAAGAAGACAGUCUCCUUCAGCAGCAUGCCCAUGGAAAAAAAGAUCAGCAGCGCUAGCGACUGUAUCAACGCCAUGGUGGACGGUUCUGAGUUGAGGAAAGUGCGGUCCAAUUCCAGAGUUUACUAUCGUUACUUUCUGCUUGAUGCAGACAUGCAGUCUCUCAGGUGGGAGCCAUCGAAAAAGGAGUCGGAUAAAGCAAAAAUAGACGUCAAGUCCAUUAAGGAAGUGCGAACUGGUAAGAAUACGGAUACUUUCAGGACCAAUGGUGUUUAUGAUCAGAUUUCAGAAGACUGUGCGUUCUCAAUCAUUUAUGGAGAGAACUACGAGUCUCUGGAUUUAGUAGCAAACACAGCUGAUGUAGCUAACAUUUGGGUGACGGGGCUCAGGUACCUGAUAUCCUAUGGGAAACUUAACCUGAACAUGAUUGAAAGUAGUCAGAACGACCUGCGCUCGUCCUGGCUCGGGGAUCUUUUCGAUGAGGCUGAUGUUAGCGGCAGCAAAAGUAUAAGUCUCUGCUCCGCAGUACAGCUGACCAAAAAAUUAAAUCCUGGACUCAAAAAUGUUAAAAUAGAGCUUAAAAUCAAAGAGCUACACAAAGGAAAAGACAAAAUUGGGUGUGAGGUUACAAAAGAGGAAUUUGUUGAGAUCUAUCAUGAUCUUUGCACAAGACCGGAAAUAUACUUCUUGCUCGUUCAGUUUUCUAGCAACAAAGAAUUUCUCGAUACAAAAGACUUAAUGAUCUUUUUAGAGGCAGAACAAGGCAUGGCUCAGGUUAGUGAAGACACAAGUUUAGAGGUCAUUCAGCGGUAUGAACCAUCAAAAGAGGGGCAGCUAAAGGGCUGUUUGUCAUUAGAUGGAUUUACAAACUACCUUAUGUCCAACGACUGCCACAUCUUUGAUCCGGAACAAAAGACAGUAUGCCAAGACAUGAACCAGCCUUUGUCUCACUAUUACAUUAACUCCUCUCACAACACCUAUUUAAUUGAGGACCAGUUCAGGGGUCCCUCGGACAUUACAGGGUACAUCCGUGCUUUGAAAAUGGGAUGUAGAAGCGUAGAACUCGAUGUCUGGGAUGGGCCAGACAACGAGCCAGUAAUUUACACUGGUCAUACCAUGACGUCGCAGAUCGUCUUCCGAAAUGUUAUCGACAUCAUAAACAAGUACGCCUUUGUAGCAUCGGAAUUCCCUCUAAUUCUGUGCGUAGAGAAUCACUGUUCCAUAAAGCAGCAGAAAGUAAUGUUUCAACACCUCAAAAAGAUCCUCGGCGACAAAAUUCACACAGAUCCACCAAAACCUGAAGACAGCUACCUUCCCUCCCCUAUCGAUCUGAAAGGCAAAAUUCUGUUAAAAGCGAAGAAGCUAGGAAGCGCCUGCACAAGCUCAGAAGGGGAAGUCACAGACGAGGACGAAGGAGCAGAAAUGUCUCAACGAAUGAACAUUGAAGGAGGGGAACAGCAGACUGUAACCCAAGCUAAAAAGUUUCAGCUCUCCAAAGACCUUUCGGACCUGGUGACCUUGUGUAAAUCUGUUCAGUUCAAGGACUUUCAGACGGCAUUUCAGAACCAGAAGCAUUGGGAGAUUUGCUCUUUCAAUGAGGUGUUUGCUGGCAGGUGUGCUAGUGAUUCUCCUGGCGAAUUUGUAAAUUACAAUAAAAAGUUUCUCGCUAGGGUUUACCCCAGUCCAAUGCGAAUCGACUCGAGCAAUAUGAACCCUCAGGACUUUUGGAAGUGCGGGUGCCAAAUAGUCGCGAUGAACUACCAGACUCCGGGUCUGAUGAUGGAUCUGAACAUUGGCUGGUUCAGGCAAAAUGGCAACUGCGGAUAUGUGCUGCGUCCAUCCAUAAUGAGGGAGCAGGUGUCUUAUUUUAGCGCAAAUACUAAAGAUUCCGUGCCCGGAGUAUCCCCGCAACUCCUUCACAUAAAGAUCAUCAGCGGACAAAAUUUCCCCAAACCCAAAGGCUCAGGUGCCAAAGGUGAUGUCGUCGACCCUUAUGUGUAUGUCGAGAUCCAUGGCAUUCCAGCGGAUUGUGCCGAACAAAGGACUAAAACCGUCCAUCAAAACGGAGACAACCCCCUUUUCGAUGAAAGCUUCGAGUUCCAGAUUAACCUCCCCGAGUUAGCAAUGGCACGCUUUGUCGUCCUGGACGACGACUACAUCGGGGACGAAUUUAUCGGUCAGUACACUAUCCCUUUCGAAUGUCUACAACCAGGCUUUCGCCAUAUCCCCCUUCAGUCAUUAACAGGUGAGGUGCUUCCUCACGCUUGGUUGUUUGUCCACGUCGCCAUGACCAACCGACGGGGAGGGGGUAAGCCCCACAAAAGAGGGCUGUCAGUUCGUAAAGGCAAGAGGAGUCGGGAGUAUGCCACCAUGAGGAUACUUCUCAUCAAGGCGGUGGAUGAGGUUUUUAAGACUGCCAUUCAACCGCUUCGAGAAGGAACUGACCUCAGAGAGAACGUGCAGAACUCUAUAGCGUCGUUUAAAGAACUCUGCGGUUUGUCAGCAGUGGCUAACCUGAAACAGUGCAUCCUGGCUUUGGCAUCUCGUCUCACGGGCGCCGAUAACAACCCUCUCGUGCUAUUCAACCUGAAAGAGCAGUACCCGAGCAUGGAGGCCCAGGGGAUGCUGCCUGAUGUCCUAAAGAAGGUCCUUGCUGCAUAUGAGAUGAUGGUCCAGACGAGUAGGACGCUGCUGGAGAACUCGGACGGCGUCUACGAGAGGAUACUACAAGUGCAGAAAGCAGCUAUGGAGUUCCACGAGAAUCUUCACGACAUGGCGGUGAAGGAAGGUCUGAAAGGCAGAAAGCUCCACAAAGCAGUGGAGAGCUUCACCUGGAACAUAACUAUACUAAAGGGUCAGGCGGACCUGCUGAAGCACGCGCGGGCCGAAGUGCUGGAAAACCUGAAGCAGGUGCAUUACGCCGCACUCACCUGCAACUUAGCCAAAGGGGUAACGUCGUCCGGCUCCGAGUCCAGAACCAACCGCAGUCUGGGAGCCAUUUCGGAGCGGGCGUCAGGAGAGGAGGACGUCAGCGACGAUGAUUACGAUGAGGAGAACUGAAGGCGUUAUAAAGCCCUACUGAGAACUGUGACGUAUCAGAGGAAAAAGUAGAGUAAUCUACUAAUAAAGAGGAAAUCAGGCUGUUACACAAUCAGUGUCUCUUCUACACGUUUUUUUUUUUUUUUUAGUCUUUUCCAGUAUCAUUCCAUACCUGUUGGGCCAAAGUGUGCCUCAACAAGCCUCGUUAAAUCCCACCCCACUACCCCAAACCCAAACUUUCCUCACCCAAACUCAGGGUAGUCUAAUAGGACUACUUUUAUUUCUGGAGCCUGCUGAUCGCCUUGCUCGCGUGCUGGCACAGUGUCGUGAUUCACUGCAGUGUUGAACUUAGACGAGCACUUAUAGAGCCUCGCUCCGGGGUCCACCUAUAAGCACAAACGCAACGGAUUUUCGAGGACCUGAACCUGGAGCCGUGAAAAAGAAAGAAAGAAAAGAAAGAAGACGAAAAAACGCAAGAACGAAUGAGUCGAGCUGUUUACAAAAACAAACUUAAGUCAUGUUCUGUCUGCCAAAACAGUAUGUGUAUGUAUGUAAGAUAUAAAUAUAUAUAUGGAGAUCUGUUACCUUUUUUUUUUUUUUUUGCUAUGUGCACCAUUUUAUUGGAGGAGAUUUAUUUUGUUAAGAUAAUCAGCUGUGUUUUAAAGAGAAUAUUUUAUUCGUCUAAAAAGACGAGCAGGAAGGAGAAAUGUAUUCCACUCGUAGGCAGUGUUGGGAGUAACACGUUACAAAGUAACACGUUAGAGUACUCGGAUUAUUUUUUUGAUGUAACGAGUAAUCUAACGCGUUAGGUCCGCCAUUUAAGUACUCAGUUACUUAGUUAUUUUUUCAAAAAUGUAAUCCGUUAUUCAGACAAUUUAUGUAAUCCGUGAGCCAGACAGCAGUCAUUCCCAAGCUAUUAGUAGUAGUAGUAGUAGUUAACAGAUCAUGGGCCAAACUUCACGGAGUGAUAGUAUAUAAUUAUAAGGGUCUUGACUAAAACAACAUGCAUGAGGAAUCACAAAGGAGUUUUUUUUAUUUUCUGCAAUGGAAAAGUACUCGAACUAGUUACUUUAAUCAGAAAGUAACACUGUGAUGUAACUGAUUACUUUUUAAAGACAGGAAUUUUAUAAUGUAAUUAGUUACUUUAAAAAGUAACGUCCCCCAACACUGUUCGUAGGUCAUUCCAUGAAACACACGUUACCUUCAGACAACAGCCAGGUGAGGAAAUGUGUGUUAGAGGUAUAUGGGUAAACUCCUAGUCAGCGUUACUGUCACAGGUACAGUUAGAGUUUCUGGGGAAGAAUUUGCUUACUGAUUUGCUAGAAGGAAAGAAUCCUUUUCAUGUGUUUUGCCUAAGCUAAGCCUGCCUGACUACGGCACACGAGUCUGUCGCCUUUGCCAGUGUUCACCCCCUGCCUCGUCUCGUCGGUCUUUUCAGUGUGCCGGUCUACUGUCGGACCCAGCGAACCACUCCCUUGCCAGUUUCCAUCACGAUACCGAAACAUCAAGGAAUGAAAAAAAAAAAAAAAAAACUAUGUUGUUUGAUACAAUUCAGUGCUGUAAAAGUCGGUGUCUUUUUAAUUGUAGUUCAACCAUUUAUACAAGUAGGGGAAGCGGGUUAGUUUUGAAAACAAGAUAUCAGUUUUGUUUUAACCCCCGUGACUUCCUGAAAGCUCUGAAAUAAACCGUGUUGAAUAA
This is a messenger RNA of Clarias gariepinus (North African catfish), 5047 nucleotides long. RefSeq names its product inactive phospholipase C-like protein 2. NCBI's taxonomy places the organism in Eukaryota, Metazoa, Chordata, Actinopteri, Siluriformes, Clariidae. The transcript is spliced from 6 exons. Gene Ontology annotation, molecular function: phosphatidylinositol-4,5-bisphosphate phospholipase C activity. The record is from RefSeq and is a predicted model, not a curated record. Gene Ontology annotation, biological process: intracellular signal transduction; lipid metabolic process. The coding region runs from base 89 to 3370 and encodes 1093 amino acids.